GUGCAUCAGUUCCUGUUUUUAUAAUGAGGUACAACGAUGACGCAGUAUUUCCAAAUAUUGCGAAAUAUUGUGAAAAUCAUAAUUAUUUGUUGCCAAACAAACUUUCAAGGACCUAAUGCACGCGACGAGAUGUACAUAAACAAAUAAUUUUAAUGAAUACGCAUGCGCUAUGUUGAAAUUCGCUCAUUAUACAUAAGCAAGAUGGUGGCAAUGUGUUUUGUCCGUUACAACAACACCGGCGUGUGAAUUUAAUCGUGAUAACUGUGGUAUUUUAAGUGUUAUUUUAGUGUAUCCGGUGUAAAAACGUUGUAUAUUGGUUAUUAAUCAUGUUUGGAAGGCCAAGUGGCUUCGGAACACAGCCUAACACGUUUGGUUUCGGAACAACUGCCUCAAAUACUUUCGGUCAAUCUAAUCAAUUGUUUGGAAGCACAGCGGGAGGAUUUAAUUCUGCAGCGCCAGUUUUUGGAUCAGCAAACACUCAACCCAUGUUUGGAACAACACCAUCAUCUGCAACACCCUUGUUUGGUACCUCUAAUACCUCAACGUUUGGUCAACCAUCCCAAACUGGAUUUGGAUCAUCAUUAUUUGGAACAACUGCCCAAGCUUCUAGUAGUGGCUUAUUUGGGACAUCUAACACAACAACAUUUGGUACACCAAAUAAAUCCAGUGGAUUUGGCUUUCCCUCAAGUAGUGGUGGAGGUUUAUUCUCUCAAAGCAAUCAAACACCACAGCAAAGUACUUCUGUGUUUCAAUCAAACACAACACCAGGACUAUUUGGUGGAACAAACACCUUUGGGGCAAAUACUGGACAAUUAGGAACUGUUAUAAAAUUUGUGCCUGUUACUGGAACAGAUUCCGUUCAAAAGUCAGGUCUUGUUCAAUCAAUAAACACAAAACAUCAUUGUAUAACAUGUAUGAAAGAAUAUGAGGGAAAAUCCCUUGAAGAAUUACGAUUUGAAGACUAUCAAAGAAAAAAUAAAGGUCAACAACCGUUUGGCCAACCACAACCUUUUGGAAUUGCAUCAACUUCAUCAUCAAUUUUUGGACAACCAGAUAAAUCAACGUUUGGUGCUCCAAGAACUGAUUUUGGAACGUCAACAUUUGGCAUGGCAACCCAAACAACAACUCCAAACAUGUUUGGAAAACCUGCAACUGGUUUUGGAGCUGCAACUUCAGCAACCGCCUUUCCAUUUGCUGCAAAUACCUCUUCAUCCGGGUUAUUCGGAUCGACAACAGCUCCUAAACCAUUUGCCGCCCCAACUAAUCAAAUGUUUGGUGCAACUCAACCACAACAAAAUACUUUUGGAAAUGUUUUUGGACAAACAACAAAUCAAAACUCGGGUGGCGGUAUUUUCGGCAAACCAACUACCACUGGAUUUAAUACAACUCAGUCUGGUUUUCCUUUUGGUACAGCACAACCUACCCAAACUAAUCUAUUUCAACCUCCAAAACCCAACACAGGAUUUGGAAUUUUCGGACAAACAAACCCUCAAGUUCCUACAUUUGGCCAACAACAGCAGCAACCCAGCUUUGGACUCUCCCAAACAUUCGGAAAAACAACUCAACCACCCUUCGGACAACCCACACAGUCAACAUUCGGCACCCCAUCUAUUUUUGGAAACCAACAAAAUAAAUGUGUGUUUGGAAAUACUUCGGGAACAUCUCUUUUUGGAAACACAUUCCAACAAAAUACACCAUUUCAACUCAAUACACAACAACAACAGCAGACUCCAACUUUUAAUCAAUUGGAGACUCAAGCACAAGAAUUAAGAGCAUUGGUUCAUUUCACUGACCCAUAUGGUUACAACAACCACUUAAAAGGAUUAUCACCUUUAAAACCUUCAAGUGCUGCAUACGUAACGAAUCCAAAAGAUAUACAAAAGCUUUUAGAAUCGCCUCCUCCGAUAGCGGUGGUUUCCCCGAUGAACAAAAAAUUGUCGGUAUUGCCGAUAUCUGCAAAGAAAACGAAUUUAUUCGAUGAUAUGUUUGAAAAGGAAACUCCGGAAAAUAUAAACUUUACGUUGAGAACGUCAGCGAAGCGUUUGGUGAUUCGUAAAGAUCGUGUAAAAGAUGUUGGUGAGAGCCCGAAAAUUUCGUUGUUGGAUGCAAGCGAUACGGGUAGUUCGGUUAAUAUAACGGCAAGCGCUUCUACGUUGGAUAUAGUUCCAGCUGAAUCAUACAAAGAUUCAUCAACUUUGGAUGCUCAGGAUUCGAUGACAUCUUUAAUGACUUUUAAUUCAAAUUUAAUCAUGGAUAACACCAAUACCGAUACUAUUUCUAUAAGUUUAACACAAGCGAGUGGCGAUACUAUAACAACUCAAUUGAGGUUGGAUGAAGACCUAACGGAUGAAACAUCUCAAAUUGAUUCAUGUGGGGUGAAAUUAACUCGACCUGAAUAUUACACUGUUCCACCAUUAGAUAAAUUAAUAGAACAUAAACAAAGUGAUGGAAAAUGUUUAGUAAAAGGAUUUACCAUUGGAAGAGUAGCUUAUGGAAACGUAUCUUUCCCUGAUGUUAUGGACGUUUCAAACCUUAAUCUUGACGAAUUAGUACAUUUCCGCUACAGAGAAGUAACCAUUUAUCCUGAUGAUUCGAAAAAGCCACCGUUAGGUGAAGGAUUAAAUAGAAGAGCCCAAGUUACGUUAGAUCGUGUUUAUCCUAAAUCAAAAAUGGAUCGAAAAUUAAUCACAGAUGUGGAUAUGUUAAUUUCAAUUAAUUUUUCAGAUACAUUGCGGGAUCUUUGUGAAAAGCAUGGCACAAAAUUUUUGGAUUAUCGCCCUGAAACGGGGUCGUGGGUUUUUAUGGUCGAUCAUUUUUCCAAAUAUGCGUUUGAUGACGGUGAAGAACCACCAGAAAAUAAAGAUAACUGCGAUAAAUUCUCCGGUUUAGAGAAGCAGAAAAAUGGUGUAGAUGUUAUUAAAGGAGAUAUACUUCCUAAUGGGAUUAUCACAAGAGAUGUUAAUAACAAGAGCGAUUUUGAACAUAAUCAUGUCAUAAAAAGCAUAGAUGAUAUACAAAUUGAUGUGGAAAUGUUUAACGGAAUCGAAGAGGAUUCGUUAGGUCCAAAUGGGGCUAGUAUAGAAACCCUCGAUUUUGAUUAUAGUAGUUUGAGAGACACCGAAAGUGAUCAACACUCACUUGCGACUACAUUAAUUUCAAGAACAAGUCUGGAUGGUGCUUCACCUAAAAGUAUUUUCGUGAUGAAAUCAUCGCUAUUUGACCAAACAGCUUUGGAAGUUAUCGAAGGCGAAGAUGAGGUCCUUGAUACAACGAUGAGAAGGUCGUCUAUGGCACAAAUAAUGAAGCGCGGACUCGCAGUCAAAGAAGCAGAGAAACAACUUCGAAAACCAGUUAUAAUAAAACCGAUUAUUUUCCCACUCGUUGACGGCGAUUUAUUUUUUGAUAAACCUAUGUAUAACCCAAGAAAUCAUCUUGAUGCUUCAAUUUUUAAAGGGUCUUCUUUUAAAGUGGGCUGGGGACGCGGGUUGGUUUUAGUAAAUCCGAGCCAUUUUAGUAGAAUGGCGGAUGAAUUAGAUUCUGAUUGUCCGGAAGAUUCAAUAGCAAAUACUGUCCAAAUGGUCGAUUUUUCGGGAUUAAACGAAUUCGAUCCUUUUGAAGGAAAAUUUGAAGAACAUUUACAAAUUGUUUUGGAUACAUCCGAUAUUGUGAUGGAUGAGAACAAUAUUCCACUGUUUACAAUUAGGCAAGGAAGAGCGUCUCUUUUGAAACAUCAAGCAUUAGCGAUAGAAACUGCUAAAGAAUAUCCUGAUAAUCCGAUGGUGUCUUAUUACGAAGAAAUUUGGAAUUUAUGUACCGCAUUUUGGGGCCCAAUAACACCGCCAACAACCAGGCGUGACUUAUUCUCGACUUGGUUAGAAAGAGUCGUUAAAGCAACCGUCGACGAUGAAUUAACCGCUUUAUCUGAAGAAGAGGUCGAAGACGAAGAAAUUCUUUACAAAAGAAUAUUUAUAAACCUAACUGGAAAUAGAGUAGAGAAAGCCGCUGAAUUGGCGGUUGAUAAUGAAUUGUUUAAUUUAUCUCUGCUGUUGAGUCAAUUAAAUUGUAGCGAAUCCACAAAAUCGAUUGCGAGUAAACAGUUAGACCAUUGGAAUAUAUCUACAAGUGGGGAUCACAUAGAUCCAUCGUUCCUAAAGAUUUACAUGUUGGUAGCUGGGCAAAACGUAAAUGGAACUAAAGAUAUCACAACAACGGAUGUUUUUAGUGUGUGCGAAGACUUAGAUUGGAAAAGAUGUUUAGCUGUUAUGUUGUGGUUUAUUUCAAAAGGAUAUCAAGAUAUAACGCAGGCCGUCGACUUAUUCCAAGAAGAUUUUGAAAGCUUUGGGUUAUCAGCAAGACCUCUUCCACCUGGUGCACAAGAUACAAAAGUGUUAGAUAUACUUUAUCAUCUUAUGUUAUUACAUUGUCAUAGAUCAAAAUCAUUAGAACCCGUUUUAGAACCAGAAACCCAUUCUCUUUUACCCACAGACUACCGUUUUAGUUGGUUAAUGUUACACACAUUACUAGGUUUAGAGGUAGGCUCAAUCAGCCAUUUAGCAAAAACGUAUAUGACCACUUGUUUAGCGCAACAACUCGAAAGUAUGGAGUUAUACAAAUGGGCGAUAUUCGUAUUGCUAUUUAUAGAGGAUAUUAAUUUGCGAACAAAUUCUAUUAAAGGAGUCUUGUAUAGAAAUUUGCCUCAAGAUGUAAGAGAAAAUGAUUUGGAAGAGAUAUUAGUAAGAGAACUUUGUAUUCCCACAGAAUGGAUACAUGAAGUAAAAGCUCAUAAAUCAGGUAUACUUGGUAAAGAUUGGGAGGCAUAUAGGCAUUUUGCAAAAGCUGGUAAUUGGGAAAAAACCCUGGAAAUGGUUAUAAAUAAUAUUGUACCUUCAUUACUAAUAAAUGAUCAUUUUGAUUUAGUUCGAUACCUUCUUAAAGAUAUUGAACCGGGUUGUCGAAAUCUCGAUAGUUGGGAAUCGCAAGGUGGCCUUUUAUUAAUGUUCCUAGAUAUACACGAAAAAUUUUCAGAAAAAGCUUCUAUUGAUAUAGAAGAUGCAGCCCUUAUCCACAGUUUAUUAGCCAAUGUGUGUUUUGGUCUUAACCAAUUCCCAACUAAAACGGACGCUCAAUUUGCCGGUUUAGCAGAAAUCGCAAAAUAUUGUCAUUUAUACAGAGAACUUUUAUACGCGCAAAUACCGGCAAUCCCAUUUCCAAUAACACUCCCGGAAAGUCAACUAACAGCUAUCGGUAUGCCGCCCGAUUACCAAAUGGAAGAUGUUGAAGAUUGCAAAUAUUCAAACGUUAGCUCUAAACCUGAAAGUAUCGAUUCUUCGUCAAUUAAAUGGGAUGACCACAUGAUUUUUGAAUCCACCAUUAAUAUUGGAGACGCGUAAUUUUUGUUCUAUAUUCUGUAUUUUCGUUUUUCUCGUUAUAAAUGUCUUUUUUUUUCGAAAUCGUUAAAUAUUGUCGUUUGUACAGAUCGCUGACGUUUAUACAUUUAAGUAAACCGAUUAUCUGCAACACUAUGUCUUAUGUAACACUACCGUUUAAGGAAAAUCGUUUUCUAGUAAUUGGAAAUAAUUCUUUGAUUUGUAUUUGUGAAUUCAAUAAACUUUCUUAUAUUAAAAAAUUAA
Onthophagus taurus is the source of this 5630-nucleotide messenger RNA. RefSeq names its product nuclear pore complex protein Nup98-96 (gene Nup98-96). Gene Ontology annotation, biological process: post-transcriptional tethering of RNA polymerase II gene DNA at nuclear periphery; protein import into nucleus; telomere tethering at nuclear periphery. NCBI's taxonomy places the organism in Eukaryota, Metazoa, Arthropoda, Insecta, Coleoptera, Scarabaeidae. Gene Ontology annotation, cellular component: nuclear pore; nuclear pore cytoplasmic filaments. Gene Ontology annotation, molecular function: structural constituent of nuclear pore; RNA binding. The record is from RefSeq and is a predicted model, not a curated record.